Messenger RNA from Zonotrichia albicollis (white-throated sparrow), 1054 nucleotides. The record is from RefSeq and is a predicted model, not a curated record. Lineage: Eukaryota; Metazoa; Chordata; Aves; Passeriformes; Passerellidae.
GCCGCAAUGAGCCCCUGAAGAAGGAGUGUCCCAAGUGGAAGAGUGACUACCCCAUGACAGACGGGCAGCUGCGCAGCAAGCGGGACGAGUUUUGGGACACAGCACCAGCCUUUGAAGGCCGCAAGGAGAUCUGGGAUGCCCUGAAGGCAGCUGCCUAUGCUGUAGAAGCCAAUGACCACAGCCUGGCCCAGGCCAUCCUCGAUGGAGCCAGCAUCACCCUGCCCCAUGGGUCCCUGACGGAGUGCUAUGAUGAGCUGGGCAACCGGUACCAGCUGCCCGUCUACUGCCUGGCACCCCCGGUCAACCUGAUCCUGGAGCGGAGCGAGGAGGAGGCAGUGGAGCCGGCCGAGCCGCCGCCCCACGCCCGGCGGGAGUUCACGCUCAAGGUGCGCCUCUCCACCGGCAAGGACCUGCGCCUCAGUGCCAGCAUGAGCGACACCAUCGGGCAGCUGAAGAAGCAGCUGCAGGCGCAGGAGGGCAUUGACCUGGCCUGGCAGCGCUGGUUCUUCUCAGGCAAGCUGCUCACCGACCGCACGCGACUGCAGGAGACCAAGAUCCAGAAGGAUUUUGUUGUGCAAGUGAUUGUCAACCAGCCCCUUGCACCCAGGAACUGAGCCACCCCCUGCUGGUUGAGGGGAGAGGGCAGGGGGCUGGGGGAUGUGGUACCUCUGGGAGUUCCCUGUGCUGUGUUCUGGCCCAUCUGGAGCUGUUCCUGCUCCCCCCUGAGGCUGCCACACAGGUGACCCCCCAGGAAGGUGUGCAUGGGGCUGUGCCACCACAGUGGCUCCCCUUGGCCGGGGACACGGGCAGGCGCCGUGUUUGCUGAAGGAGGUUCAAGACCAAACGUCUCUGGGGCUGGGGCUCCUCUGCCAGGCUGUGCCGGCAGGGAGAGGCUGUGACCCACUGGGCUCUGGCUUCCCCCUGGCCUGGAGACCCGUGGGGUGCUGGGCUGGGUGGAGAUGUCUCCCCUCUGUACAUAGUCUGUAUUUAUCAAUAAAGCCUUUUCAUCCUUCCUCUGGCCUUGGGGACAGGCUGGAGGGGGCUGUGACCCAUA